AUGAAAAGUCAUUGUGUCCGGUAUUCCCUGGCUCUCAUCUCGAUCUUCCUGUUACUCCGGUCUGAAAACGUCGACGGGAUUCAAAUAUGGGGCAUGCAGAUAGGACGUGCUCCGCUUUGGGAAAGAUUCACCUGGAAGACGAUGGACUUUGCUUAUCCGGAUCAGCGCAGCAGAAAUUUAGCGAUAGCGAACGGCGAAUACGUCCCGGAGAAUUCUCUGCCUGUCGGCAUCGAGAUUUGGAGAAACAAGCUCUUCGUCACGGUGCCAAGAUGGCGCGAUGGAAUACCAUCUACGUUGAAUUAUAUACCGUUGGACGUUAAUCAAGGUGUAUCGCCGAAGCUUAUACCUUAUCCGAGUUGGUCUCAGAACAGGGCUGGUGCCUGCGGCAGCGGAUUGACCACCGUCUAUAGGAUUCAUGCAGAUGCAUGUGAUAGACUGUGGGUGUUGGAUACCGGAACGAUAGGAAUCGCUGAAACUACUGUGCAAGCUUGUCCUUAUACCUUGAAUGUAUUUGACUUGAAAACGGAUAAAGUUAUAAGGCAAUACAAGCUCAGACCGGAAGAUAUUAAUCAGAAUACCUUUAUCGCCAAUAUCGCGGUUGAUCUGGGAAAAGACAGUUGCGACGAUGCCUUCGCUUACAUGUCCGACGAACUCGGCUACGGUCUGAUCGUGUAUUCCUGGCAGCAAAAUACAUCCUGGCGAAUAACGCAUAGCUACUUCAUGCCGGAUCCUCUGGCGGGCGAUUACAAUAUCGGAGGCUUGAAUUUUCAAUGGGGAGAGGAAGGUAUUUUUGGAAUGAGUCUGACACCGAUAAAAUCAGAUGGCUAUCGGACUCUCUUCUUCCAUCCCCUCAGCAGCUAUCGGGAAUUUGCGGUUUCCACGAAAAUCUUGAGAGACCAGCAGUUGUCUCAAAACAGCUAUCAUGAGUUUCAGGUGUUGCCGUCAAGGGGACCGCUAUCUCAUUGCACGGCGUCUGUGAUGGACGAGAACGGACUUCAAUUCUUUAAUUUGAUUGAUCAGAAUGCAGUCGGCUGUUGGAAUUCCAUGCUACCUUACGCACCAAUCAAUCAGGCAGUUAUCGCCAGACAUGACGAGGCUAUGAUAUUUCCAGCGGACGUUAAGGUGAAACACGACUUACUCUGGAUCAUAUCGGAUCGUAUGCCGAUUUUCUUACUGUCGACUCUAAAUUACACGGAUGUGAACUUUAGAAUACUCACCACACCGGUUCAAGCAGCGAUCGCAGGAACGGUUUGCGACAACAUGCCGUUAAGAUAUAUCAGCAAUCAGAUCUGGUGGAAUUCAUGAUUCGUUGCGUGUGUUGAUUUUUACAUUCAAUA
Messenger RNA from Formica exsecta, 1337 nucleotides. RefSeq names its product protein yellow-like (gene Y-y). NCBI's taxonomy places the organism in Eukaryota, Metazoa, Arthropoda, Insecta, Hymenoptera, Formicidae. The transcript has 6 exons. The coding region runs from base 1 to 1305 and encodes 434 amino acids. The record is from RefSeq and is a predicted model, not a curated record. Gene Ontology annotation, cellular component: extracellular region.